Molecule: messenger RNA, 2622 nt
Organism: Sebastes umbrosus (honeycomb rockfish)
Lineage: Eukaryota; Metazoa; Chordata; Actinopteri; Perciformes; Sebastidae
Gene: pdk4
Product: pyruvate dehydrogenase kinase, isozyme 4
Exons: 12
Coding region: 326-1558 (410 amino acids)
Biological process (GO): protein phosphorylation; regulation of glucose metabolic process
Cellular component (GO): mitochondrion
Molecular function (GO): pyruvate dehydrogenase (acetyl-transferring) kinase activity
Source: RefSeq, a predicted model, not a curated record
UCAUCAACAACAACACACAGCUUACUGUGGGAAGUUGCCUUGAAGGGCAAACAGCCACAAUCAACUAGCCAGGAGAUGCAAGGAGACAGCUCGACACAAACAAUGAUGGGGAACUCAAAACCAGCAUCUUUGAGUAUGUUAAUCUAACGAAGGACGAAGCUUUUAGUAGUCCUGCUACCGUUAGCUGAAGGUCGUCACACUGGACAGCGAGCUGAGGACAGAGAGGACAGCUAGUCCCCAUUAAUACUCUGACAGUUGGACAGUCUGUGCAGGACAGUGAGUCCCCAUUAAGAGACAGUUGGACAGUCUGUGCAGGACAGGAAACAUGAAGUUCGCUCAGCUUCUGCUGAAGACUGGCUCCAUCGCUGGGAUCCCGAGACAAGUGGAGAGGUUUGCUAAGUUCUCACCCUCUCCAUUGUCCAUGAAGCAAUUCAUUGACUUUGGCUCUGCCAAUGCGUGUGAGAAGACCUCCUUUGUGUUCCUGCGGCAGGAGCUUCCUGUCAGACUGGCCAACAUCAUGAAGGAAAUUGAUUUCCUACCUGAUAAGCUCCUCAGCACUCCAUCCCUAAAGCUCCUCAUCAGCUGGUAUUCACAAAGUUUGUUGGAGAUUGUAGAUUUUUUAGAAAAUAAUCCAGAUGACAAGGACGUCCUGACAAACUUUACACAGACUCUGGUAAACGUCCGUAAUCGGCACAAUAACGUGGUGCCCACCAUGGCCCAGGGCGUGGUGGAGUACAAGGAGGCCUUCGGCGUGGACCCCGUCACCAACCAGAACGUCCAGUACUUCCUGGACCGCUUCUACAUGAGCCGCAUCUCCACGCGCAUGCUCAUGAACCAGCACACAUUAAUCUUUGAAGGCAGUGCGAACCCAGCUCAUCCCAAACACAUUGGAAGCAUUGACCCCAGCUGUGACGUUGUGGAGGUAGUAAAAGAUGCCUAUGAGACUUCAAAGAUGCUGUGUGAGCAGUAUUACCUGACUUCUCCUAAUAUGGAGAUCACAGAAAUCAAUUCCAAAAACCCUGACCAGCCCCUCCACAUUGUCUAUGUGCCGUCCCAUCUCUACCAUAUGCUGUUUGAGCUUUUCAAGAACGCCAUGAGAGCUACAGUGGAGACCCACGAGAUGAGUCUAACGUUGCCCCCGAUCAAAGUGCGAGUCUCACUGGGAACGGAGGACCUCACUAUCAAGAUGUCCGAUAGAGGAGGCGGAGUCCCUCUGAGGAAGAUUGAGCGCCUGUUCAGCUACAUGUACUCCACGGCUCCCAGUCCGGUCCACGUGGACAACUCUCGCAACGCACCGCUGGCUGGUUUUGGCUAUGGCCUGCCGAUCUCCCGCCUGUAUGCCAAGUAUUUCCAGGGAGACCUGCAGCUCUACUCUAUGGAGGGCUACGGCACCUCAGCUGUCAUAUACUUGAAGGCCUUGUCCUCAGAGUCAGUGGAGAGACUUCCUGUUUUCAACAAGUCAGCCUUGCGGCAUUACCAGACGAGCAUAGAGGCUGACGACUGGUGCAUGCCCAGCAAAGAUCCAAAGAAACUGGGCAAUUCCAAGAGGAUUAUGUGAUGGUGGACGGAAGUAGAGGACACUCUGAAAUAGUUUGAAUAAUAGUAUUAAGAAUAAAAGGGUCCAUGUUGGAAGAAAUGGAUGAACUUGUACUGUAAGUGGGAGAAGGUACCCUGCUGGACCUGCACUAAUGUAUGUGGAAUGUGGAUUCUCACAGAGAGAAACUUAGAUGGAAAAAAAAAUGCUCAUUGUUGGUGUGAGGAACCAGAGAAAUGCACCGAAAUAACUGAGCUGAACUAUUCCUACCAGCCUCCAGGCAAUUUAAUUUCAUUAUAUUGUACGACGAUUACAGGCUGCUAAUGGCAAUGGAGCAAAUCAAGUCUCUUUUCAGAAGUUAUAAUAACAUGGUAACACUUUGAAGUAAGCAUGCUGUUUGUGUUUAUGUGUCUUUUUCUUUCAAAAAUGGAUCAUUUAACAAUCUAGAGACUGGUCUUUGGUUAAUUCACUUACUGGGAAAAGUUGUGUUUUUUUUUGCAUUAGGUUCAAUGUGUUUCAAUUCCUUGAAUAACCCAGCCAAAACCAGCUGCAGCCGGGUCACGUAAGUUAAACAGAAUGGGAACACGUUCAGCAUAAACACAAAGGGAGCAAAGUCCGUUCCUCCACUUUUGUUCACGUCGGCAUUUCAGUCCUUUUUUUAACGUGCAGCAUUGUUUCACACACGCACAACUUUUGCUUUUCAUCGCAGCAUUUCAGAGGUACUAUGAGAAGAAUUUGCACAGGUUACGUGUGGUGUAAAAUGACAUUGACGUAAAAAAUCAAUUGUUCCACUUUUAGCGUCUUCAAUAUGAGAUGUAAACAUGCUUGAUGGAUGUUGAGUUAUGGAGCGCAAAAUGUGCCUUUGUGGAGAAAUGGAAUAGUUAAACACACAGUAUUGCAACAUAUUUGAAGUCAAUAUGUACGGUUGAACUGUAAAUAAUUGUAUUUUAACUGUAAAACUGCCAAGUUAACUUUCACCUUCACAAUAAUGAUAACUUCCCUCUGUUGAAACUGGUGCGAAGAACUAAAAUACACACUUUUUUUUUUUUCAAAAAGUAACCGUGUAGAACUUCACAGCCAUUUGAUAA